AUGCCUGUCCUUUCAACCCCUUCAGAACACCCAUCGCAGAUGAAAGCCGUCAUCUUCAAAGAAAUCGGCACCAUCGAGGCCGUCGACCGACCAAAGCCCCAAAUCCAACACCCCACCGACGCCAUCGUCAAGGUGCUCCACACAAGCAUCUGCGGAACGGACCUGCACAUCAUGCGCGGCCAUGUUCCAACCUGCGUGCCAGGACGUAUCCUCGGGCACGAAGGCGUCGGGGUCGUCGACGCUCUAGGGUCCGGCGUGUCCAAUCUUCAGGUCGGAGACUGCGUGUUGAUCUCAUGCAUCUCCGCGUGCGGGACGUGCAAGCGCUGUCGAGCGGGCAUGACGUCCCACUGCACCACUGGCGGAUGGAUCCUGGGCCAUACGAUUGACGGAACGCAGGCGGAAUACGUGCGAGUCCCGCACGCGGGCUUUUCGCUGUACGUCCUGCCGCCGUCGGUUGAUGCGCAGGCCGCCGUGGCGCUGUCCGACGCCUUUCCCACGGCGUAUGAGUGUGCUAUUCUGCCGGGGAAUCUGCGUCCUGGAUGCACGAUUGCGGUGGUUGGGGCAGGGCCUGUGGGAUUGGCCGUGUUGGUUCUAGCGAAGAAGCUCUUUGCGCCGCGGAAUGUCGUGUUGGUGGGAAAGGGAGAGCAUCGAUUGCAGGCUGGGAGAACGCUGGGAGCCGAUCACGCGCUGAGCUCCGCUUUGGGUAAUGAACAGAUCAUCGAGCAGGCGCUGGCUGUGAACGACGGGGAGGGGUUCGAUGUGGUGGUGGAAUGUGUUGGCAUUCCCGAGACGUUCGAUCUCUGCCAGAAGCUCCUCGGGCUUGGCAUCACCAGUCGGCUGGUGGACACGACCACUCUGGGGGACCUGGUGAACCUGGUCCAGAAGGAGAAGAUUGACCCAGGGCUGCUCAUAUCGCACCGAUUCGCGUUUUCAGACAUCAUGCGUGCGUACGACACUUUCAAGGCAGGGUCCUCGCGGGAUGUGUUGAAGGUUGUUAUCACGACAGUCACAACAAUGUUCAACACAACCGACGAGUCUUCCCCCGGCUACUACGGAGCCACCAAGACAGCCCUCCUCCUCCUCGACUUCCACUCCCUCUUCAUCCAGAAAGCCGGAGGACCGAACGCCCCCGCUGCCCUCAGAGUAGCGGCCGAGAUGCGCGGCUGGGCAAAAUCGCAGGGCAUCUGGAUCAUCCACGCCCUGAUCGACACCAACGCGCCACCGUACCCCACCUGCAAAGACUCCCACCGACUCAUCGCCAUUACGGCGAACAUGCGGGCCAGCGGCGGCGAAGAAGCACCCGAGCUGCGUCCGGACAGCGAACACGAUCUCAUCUUCGUCAGACGUCCUGGAUAUGUGUCUGCGCUGAAGUCCCCCGGGCUGGAGGAGUUUUUGCGUGAAAAGGGGAUCAAGUCGCUUGUUCUUACGGGGUUGAGCACGUCUGGGUGUGUGAUGCGGACUGCUGUGGCAGCUACUGAUGCGGAGUUUGUCGUCACGGUGCUUUCUGAUGGCUGUGCGGACGGUGAUCAGGGCGUGCAUGAUCUCAUGAUGGGGAAGGUGUUGAACAAUCGCAGCUAUGUGUGUCCGGCGGCGGAGUUUCGGAAUGGAUUUUUGAAUGCUAUGACGCUGAAGUCAGGAUGA
Aspergillus terreus NIH2624 is the source of this 1641-nucleotide messenger RNA. RefSeq lists its product as uncharacterized. The record is from RefSeq and is a predicted model, not a curated record. The transcript has 4 exons. The coding region runs from base 1 to 1641 and encodes 546 amino acids. Gene Ontology annotation, molecular function: zinc ion binding; oxidoreductase activity. Lineage: Eukaryota; Fungi; Ascomycota; Eurotiomycetes; Eurotiales; Aspergillaceae.